AUGGCUCCUCAGAAACAAAUCGGCACUAAUGUCACAGAGCUCCUGGGUGUCCGUCACCCGGUCCUCUUGGCUGGUAUGUUCAAUGUUGCUUCUCCGAAGCUCGCAGCAGCCGUGACCAACGGCGGAGGUUUCGGAGUGAUCGGGGGUGUCGCAUACACGCCUGAGCUUCUCCGAGAGGCUCUCAAAGAGCUCAAGAGCUACCUGGUAGACAAAAACGCACCGUUUGGAGUCGAUCUUCUCAUCCCCAAGGUUGGCGGAAACGCCCGGAAAACCAAGUACGUCUCCAAGUUCAAGGACUAG
Messenger RNA from Aspergillus puulaauensis, 300 nucleotides. RefSeq lists its product as uncharacterized. The record is from RefSeq and is a predicted model, not a curated record. Gene Ontology annotation, molecular function: nitronate monooxygenase activity. The transcript is spliced from 2 exons. Lineage: Eukaryota; Fungi; Ascomycota; Eurotiomycetes; Eurotiales; Aspergillaceae. The coding region runs from base 1 to 300 and encodes 99 amino acids.